UUAUUAUAUGCCCUUUAGUACUGAAGGAUCACGUUCAUAUCCGUGAAAGAAUUUUUAAAAUCGGUCCAAUAAAAAAAAGAUGUUGUCCAGCUUUAUGUUAUUAUUUAUACUUACAGUUUUUUUUCUAGUAACAGAAGUGUACUAGUCUAUUGAUGGGAUAAUAUUAUUAUCCCUUUAAAUCUGUAACUUACACACAUUCUUUAUCUCAAUGAUUCACCCUGUUUAAUACAUAAUGGUGGAAACUGUAUGUAAACUUUUUAAUUAUUAACGGGCUAUUGUAAGAAACUAGCUUGUUAAUACCUAAUAUUAUCAGAUUUAUUCUUUAAACAACAGAAAUCGCAAUAUGAUGGAUUUGCCAAUUGCGUCUUUCGUUUUUUUCUCUUUAUACAGCUGGAAAGCUACCAUAGGCCUACUUUUUCGUAAACUGCGUAGUGCAAUAUUAAAUAGCCUACGAACAAACAAAUAUUAAAAAUAUUGAUUCAUAGUUUCUGCAACCACCUCAAAUACGAUCACGAUUGCUGAUACUUUCCUAAAUAACGAAUGCUAUAAAACCGCAUUGAGUUUAGUUUAAGCUACAGUAUCGCAGGCAACUCUGUAGCAGAUAUUUAUAUUUACAGUACAAAAUAACUUGAAAACAAAAUGGCUUUAUUUUAUAAGACAUCAAUUUUGUUCGCAAUUUGUUCGAGUGCACUAUCAAAUCACCCGCCUUCCGGCUACUCGUAUAACCGCUUCAGUGGUCCAGUUAGCGGGAAAAUUAUUGAAGUACAAGUACCGGCAGCGCAUGGGGUACCUGCACAACAACAUGCGGACUACGGCUACGAUCACCAGACGGGCAAGAUCAACCCAGAAACAGCUAAAUAUGAUCGAUUGAAGACCGUCGACUAUGUUGCGAAACCAGACUACCAUUAUUCAUACGGAGUAGAUGAUCCUCAUACAGGCAACCAACAGAACCACAAAGAAUUCAGAGAUGGUGAUGUAGUUCAUGGUGAAUACUCUCUCGUUGAGCCCGACGGUUCCUUGAGAUUAGUCAAAUAUACUGCUGAUCCUAAAAACGGCUUCCAAGCAACAGUACAUAAGCAACAAGCGGCGCAUCCAGUGCCGCAGCCUGCCCAGUAUUCACACCAAAAUAGAGAAGAAGACAGCAACGACUAUUAGUUCAUAAUUUAUAAUACUUACCUCAGGAUUUGUCGUUACGGUACGUUAAGAUAGUUCUAUUUAUUUAUAAUUGUUAAAUAAAAAUAAUGAAAAUAAA
This is a messenger RNA of Colias croceus (clouded yellow), 1252 nucleotides long. It is a transcript of the gene CPR130, whose product is annotated as cuticle protein 8-like. Gene Ontology annotation, cellular component: extracellular matrix. Lineage: Eukaryota; Metazoa; Arthropoda; Insecta; Lepidoptera; Pieridae. Bases 640 to 1155 code for a protein of 171 amino acids. The record is from RefSeq and is a predicted model, not a curated record. The transcript has 4 exons.